Molecule: messenger RNA, 2918 nt
Organism: Dromiciops gliroides (monito del monte)
Lineage: Eukaryota; Metazoa; Chordata; Mammalia; Microbiotheria; Microbiotheriidae
Gene: PLEKHG6
Product: pleckstrin homology and RhoGEF domain containing G6
Molecular function (GO): GTPase activator activity; guanyl-nucleotide exchange factor activity
Source: RefSeq, a predicted model, not a curated record
CAGCAGGUCGGCUCAGUCCCAGUGCCUGCCGGACCAGGUACUCUGGGCUGGCCCUGCUGCUGCCUUAUCCAGGGACCUGUGGAUUGGAGGAAACGCCUGGAGGGGCAACAGGAGCUGGGACACCUGGGGGAACAGCCUCAGGUGACCCCUCCCUUCUCAGCAUGCUACCCCAGAGAUGACCAAGAACAUAGGGAAUGAAGGGGUUCAGUACCCCAGAUGAGGGCCAUCUGGUCCAUGGCUUGGUGGCCUCUCGAAUUGAAACCUACGGGGGAAGACUCCAGAAGGCCCCAAACCACAGAAAUCCCCAAGAACCUCUACCUUCGGGGGAUCAACUCAACAGAGGCAGCAGCUUCUGCCCCAGGGCCUGCUCUGGAUGCCAGGCCAACAUGCCCCUGCUCGGCCUCUCUGGCAGCACCUUCUGUGACUCAAGGCUGGGAGGGGCCACCACGCCAAACUUGUUUGAAGGGGGAAGAUUCCUCCACCACCGACUACAGGACCUUGUUCCCUUCACCAAGAAUUCUGGCCAGUCCAGAGGCUUGUCACUGAGGCUGAAAGAACCAGAGCCUGAGAAAAAACAUGGCGGAUAUUUUGGUUCUAGCCAUUUCAACUCACCAAAACUGGUGGACGUGAACAAGGCCCGACAGCUGGAGAUGAGGCUGGAUACAUUCAGCAUGUUCGGGAUACCCCGGCUGCCCCCUGAGGACCGGAGAUACUGGGAGAUUGGGGAUGGUGGAGACAGUGGCUUGACAAUUGAGAAGUCCUGGAAAGAACUAGUACCUGGACAUACGGAGAUGAGCCGGGAGCUCUGUCACCAACAAGACGCGCUGUGGGAGCUAAUGACCACUGAACUGCUCUAUAUUCGAAAGCUGAAGAUCAUGACUGAUGUAACUCCUGGAGCUGGUCUGCUGAAUCUACAAAGAGUGGGGCUUUGACAGAGGUGAGUUCCAGUUGAGACCUUGUUUGGAAAUGUCCCAAAUCUGAUCCGAGCCCAUCGAGUUUCUGGGAGGAAGUGCUAGGGGCCUACCCUGGAGAAGACCCGGGUCUCAGAGCCUCUGGACCCUCUCAGCCUACAUGGCUUCCUGACAUUUAGCCAACGGUUCCAGCCAUAUAUACAGUACUGUCUUCGGGUGAAGCAAACCAUGGCCUAUGCUCGGGAACAACAGGAAAACAACCCUCUCUUCCAGACUUAUAUCCAGUGGUGUGAGAAACACAAAAGGUCUGGCCGUCAGCAACUCAGUGACCUGCUCAUCAAACCCCAUCAACGAAUCACAAAAUACCCUCUGUUACUUCAGGCUGUGCUCAAGAAGACCCCUCAACCCCAGACCCAGGAUGUUCUCAGUGCCAUGAUUUCAUCUGUGGAGGCUUUCUGACACCAUAUCAAUAGCCAAGUACGUCAAGAGGAAGAGCAUGACAGCUUGGCAGCUGCUGCCCAACGAAUUGGGCCCUAUGAAGUGCUGGAGCCAUCCACUGAGGCGGUAGAGAAGAACCUGCGUCUCUCCAACCUAGAUCUGACCUCCCCCCUGCUGGGGGUCGACCACCAACACACCCGGCAGCUGCUACUAGAGGGCUAUGUUCGGAUGAAGGAAGGACGAGAGGGGAAGCUGGAUGUGUACCUGUUCCUAUUCUCUGAUGUGGUUCUGGUGACCAAACCCCAGCGCAAGGCAGACAAGGCCAAAGUCAUCCGCCCACCCCUCAUGCUGGAGAAGCUUGUGUGCCAGGCCCUUCGAGACCCCCACAGCUUCCUGAUGAUCCACCUUACUGAGUUCCAGUGUGUCUCCAGCGCCCUUGUUUUCCAUUGUCUCAAUCCAAAUGAAUGUGUUCGUUGGCUAGAGAAGAUACAGGAGGCCCAGGCCACCCUGCAGAGAUUAAAGGCAGAGGAAUAUGUGCAUCAGAAGAGGGAGCUCCUGGCCUUAUAUAGGGACAUCGAGUCUCCCAGCACUAGGCCCCCCACCCCGUCUCCUGAGGGCUCCCAGAGCAGUGUAGAGGACCAUAAUCUGGAGAGGAGAACUUCCGAGUUCUCAGCCCUUGUCCCUCACCUGGUGGUCACAGAAGAUAGAGAAGACUCUUCUCUAGGCCUGGAUGAUGACAGUGGCUAUGGCACAAUACCCAGCUCCCUGCAAGGGUCCCAAUCCCCACUGAACCGCAGGCGGUGGCCUGCCCUCCGCCAGGAUCCCCGACUGACCCUCUCUACUCUGGAUCUCCGAGACAUCCCUCGAAGACUCCAGCCUUCCAAUCCCCAUGCCCCUCAAAGAAAGAGUGCCCCAGACCUCCCUAAUGAUGAUAUCAUCCAGAGAGGACACAGCCUCCCGAGGAGGGAGCCCCCAUCCUGGUCUGAGAAAGAAGAUGAGGAAGAAGGGUCCUCGGCAGGAGGGGAUGUGGUAAUGGAGACUCUGCACAGAGCUCGGCUUCGGGGCCAGCUACCUCUCUCACCAACUCAGGUAGACUCUGCAGGAGAGAGUCCCUGGGACUCCUCAGGGGAAGAUGAGGAAGAAAGUUCUGUAUUUGUGCUACCCAAACGUUAUUCUUCGCCCUACUCCUCACGGGCAGAAGAAAUGCUCCAGGAGAUCCGGGAGGACUUGGCCAACCAACGGAUUGAUGGAGUCUCAGAUCCAGUGAGGGAACCCAGGGUUGGACGACCCCGGAAGCUGACAGUAGUCGAACUACAAAAGAUGCGAGGGUCUCAAAUCAUACAGCUAGAUACCCCAUUAAGCACAUCGGAGGUAUAGCCGCCUCGUCCAUGACGCCUAAAAUUUCUCCUAGAGGAUCUCUGAUCCAAGGACUAUUGGCCAUCCAUCCACCUUGGCCCAAGAGCCAAACCAAGGCACCUACCUGUUCCAUGGCAUAAAGUCUGGGAUCAAGACUGUAAAUUUCUGUAUCAUAAACACUCCCUAAGCUCAAAUAAAAUUCUGUGUAGAUAA